AUGAGAAUGAACGUGAACAACGAGAAGUGCAGCAAACCGAAGCUUCCUGAUCCUGUAACUGCAAAGAACAAUCGAGAACUGCAAUCAAGUGGUGUUGAGAUGGCUACGAAGCGCCAGUCAAGGCUGCAGCUUGAAUGCAUGGAUGAUACGACGCUUGACGUGACGUAUGAGCAAGCGAUGAUGUCAUCGACGCUCUGGGGUUUAAUGCAAGAUGUAUCGGAGAAGAAGUGCAAGAACGGUGUUAAUCAACACGUUAUCCGUAUUUUUGAUGUGCCAACAGAAAGUGUACAACGUGCACUAGAAUAUUGCAGUUGUUUGUAUAAACAGCAAGUGGAUCGCGUGGAAACGGCAAUGCUGGAAUGGGAGGAAGAGUUUGUUAGUCUUGAGUCAAAAGAGCUGUGCGAACUGGCUAAAGUCGCAUCGAACUUGGAUAUUCAACCAUUGGUGGAUCUCACAUGUCGGUCUAUUGCACAGAUCAUGUCAGCAACCUCUGAGGCAGACGAGCUGAGGAAAAAGUUUGGACUGGAAGACGCGCUAGAUGAUGCUGAGUGUAGUUGUGAGCUGCGAAGUGAUAUGGCAGGAUUUGAUUUUGACAUGUUCAAUUCCCUGGACCAUGACCUUUCUACAGAAGAGUAUGAGCUGGUGGAGUUUGACCAGCCUAGCGUUGAUGAGUUAGUAAGUUUCAUUAACGGCAGCAGCAGUGGCUCGAAUGCGACGCCGAACCAGGUUCAACAACACCAAGCUACAAUAGCUGCUAAGCAGCACUGCCAUCUUCACGGCGAGAACUCGUCUGACCGUGGUAGCUCCAAUAACGAUAGCGUCACUUCAAGCAAAAAAAAACGCAAAAAACGCAAAAAGAAAAAGUCGCUUUGUACUUCCGUCCAAUGUGACACAAGACUAGAGUCUGCAGUUGAGCCAAGUGUAACAGGGUCAGGCAAACUGACUCAGGAGUCGAGCAGUAGCGACAAAGAAAAAGAAGCACCGGAUUCUACUUUGACACAAUUAUCAAUUUGUCAAAACGCAAAGAGCACCAAACCACAGACUUUGGAAGAAAAAGUCCGGUUGGCACGACAAAACCCAAGUGCAGUGUUUAAGGAAUCACAAUUUGAAGAUGACGAUGACGAAGACAUGGCGAAGGUGAUCAAGAUGUUUGAGCUAAACCUUGAGUCUGCGUACCGCGAUUGCGGCACCAAGGAAAAGCCCCGUCUAGAUUUUGCACCACGCGACGUGUUCCAGUCCUCACUUGUGCGCUCGUCGCAAUUGGAAUAUGUACAGCAAUUUUAA
Messenger RNA from Peronospora belbahrii, 1284 nucleotides. Lineage: Eukaryota; Oomycota; Peronosporomycetes; Peronosporales; Peronosporaceae. The record is from the annotation of a GenBank genome assembly.